Messenger RNA from Solea senegalensis (Senegalese sole), 3210 nucleotides. RefSeq names its product info leucine-rich repeat, immunoglobulin-like and transmembrane domains 3a (gene lrit3a). The coding region runs from base 729 to 2513 and encodes 594 amino acids. The transcript is spliced from 4 exons. NCBI's taxonomy places the organism in Eukaryota, Metazoa, Chordata, Actinopteri, Pleuronectiformes, Soleidae. Gene Ontology annotation, molecular function: protein binding. The record is from RefSeq and is a predicted model, not a curated record.
AAACAAUGGCACAUUCACUUAGUGUCCUUACUACGAUUUUCACCCGAGUGUAAUCCUGAACUGAGAUUGUGAAUCAGGUUUAUUACGUUGAUCCGUUUGAAAGAGUGAACAGUGAAUGGAAUGGAAUGGAAAGGAAUAACAAGUUAUUAUGUUUAGCGCAGAGCUUUAAACAUUAAAAACAAAGGCAAGUCUAUCUAAAAAUUCACCACAAUGUAAACGGCAGAGAUUACACUGGACACUACACUGACAUAAUAUACAUUUCCUGGCAUGUUACAAUCCCUUUAAGACCUAAUUGACACCACUAGACUUAGUCCUGGUCGUAGUGAGUCCUAUUAGUACUAAUCCACAACACUUCUCUCUCUAUCUGUAGUAUUAUUUUCAUGAGGAAAAAGAUGAAAGAAAACAACAGAUGUGUGAAAUUGAUUUGGGCUAAAAUAUUGUCACAAUCAAGGCUCUAUUUAUCAAAACAGUCGAAGCUAAAUGUUGAAAAUCGUGAAAUGCUGACUGAUAUCUUAUUGAAUGGCUUUUACCAUAAUUAAAAGGUAAUGUCAGGUAUUCCACCCUCAUCUAGAGGAAGUCAAUCCACAUAACCUUUGACCUUGCAAUCUGGGGAGUGGCCUACAGUCUAUCACAUCAUGAUAGAGAGUUGAUGGGUGAGGAAAUGAAUAAAUGUAGGGUACAUACUGCGGAUGCUGUGACAUAGAUCUGUGCUCUGCAAUGACCCAGACAUGUCCGACAUCCCUGUCAACGUCCCAGUGGACACAGUUAAACUGCGCGUGGAGAAAACGGCUAUUCGCAGAAUCCCGACGGAAGCGUUCUACUACCUGGUGGAGCUGCGGUACCUGUGGAUAACUUACAACUCCAUAACCUCGGUUGACACCGGGAGUUUCUACAACCUGAAAGUGCUCCACGAGCUCAGAAUGGACGGAAAUAUGAUCUCCAUGUUCCCAUGGGAAUCUCUGAAAGAGAUGCCCCUGCUGAGGACACUGGACCUGCACAACAACAGGCUCACCAAUGUCCCCACCGAGGCCAUCCCUUACCUCCUCAACAUUUCCUACUUGGAUCUAUCCAGCAACAAAUUAUCAACACUGCCCUCUGAUCUUAUGGAUAUCUGGCCUCCCUUUAAUGGAGCACCGACCUCUACUAAUUCCUCCCAGAAAAUUGUGUUAGGCCUUCAAGACAACCCCUGGUUCUGCGACUGUAAAAUAUCUAAGCUGAUAGAGAUUUCCAAGAUGGCAGACACACCGGUGGUUUUCAUGGACCUCUUCCUGACCUGUGGCGGACCGGAGAAUCUAGCCGGCGUGCUUUUCCAACGCGCUGAACUCGACAACUGCGUAAAACCGUCGGUCAUGACCUCUGCGACUAAGAUCACGUCUCCUUUGGGCAGUAACGUUCUCCUAAGAUGUGACACCACAGGGACGCCGACGCCAGCUCUCUACUGGUCUAAGUCAGACGGCUCACUCGUCAACAACACAGUUCAGGAGUCACCUGGGGAGGGCAUCAGAUGGUCUAUUAUGAGCUUGCAUGGAAUACUGUUCAAGGACGCUGGGAACUACAGCUGCAAAGCAAAGAAUGUAGCCGGCAACGCAGAAGCCACCAUUUCGCUUUCAGUGGCUGGUACCACCACCAUGAGUACCACAGUCCCACCGGUGGAACCAGGCCCCGACACUGGACUGACCAGCCCGGACACAGCAACGAUUCCCACAGACACUCCCGUCUCUCCCACUGUAGCAUCCACAGCUCUCCCAAAGACUUCAACGCCACAACCUGCCGUCCCUAAGAAGCCGAAAACUACCCCGAGCAACGUUUCACAGAAAGGCUCCUUCAAACAAACCAAGAUCCAAGAAGGAGGAAAUGGGAGAAAGCUUGCAGCGGAUGAAAAAAGCAAAAAGAGUGAUACAUUAAAGUCUGUCAAAGACCUUAAGAUUGUGGAGGAGACAUCUGACAGUGCAGUGUUGCUGUGGACAGCAGAUGGGCUAUCAAACGAUGCCCCACUCACAGUUGUGUAUUCACCCUACGGUGAGGACGAAACCAAAAGGACAGAGGAGACAAAUGCUGGCAUCGGAAAACUUCUUUUAGAGGGACUGUCAUCUGGGAUGAGGUACUCCGUUUGUCUCAUAGCCAAAGGCAGCGAUGCUGGUAAAGAUCCCUGCACGGAUUUCUACACACUGGACAAUGUGGAUGACGUUGGGCAAAACCAGCUCUUCAUGGUCAUCAGUGGCAUCGCCUGUGCUCUGAUCUUGCCGCUCAUUGCUCUGUUGAUCUACAAGAUCCUCGCGCUGUACUGCAAGGGGCGCGGCGCGGCGACGGACGAGGAGGAGCUCGGAAAAGAGAGCUACGUCAAGUUCGAGACAAUCUCCAUGAAACAGAGAACUCUGAACUCUCAUCCGACCGAGCUCUGGUCAAGGCGGCCGACCAAUGAAUCCGAGCGAAUGUUGCUGUGCUCCAGGUCAAGCAUCGACUCUCAGAUGACAUAUAAGAGCGACUGCUCCCGCUCCGAGUAUCUCUGUUGACACCAGGAAUCCAUGGCCAGUGCCCAAAAUGCCACAUUAGAUAUGAAAUACUCUCUAUGCCUUUUAUGACACUGAUAUUACCUGUAAAAACAAAAGGUAAAUCUUUAUAAAUGGUUUAUAAAUUUCACAUCUGUGGGCUUAUACAGCACUGGUUUGCUGUAAAUUUAACGGCUUAACACGUUCAUUUUCAAUCAGGAUAUUGAAAGCUAAGGUAACAUGGAAACAUUUCCUGGAUGCUGUUUGUAAAACCCCAGUGAGAUCAGUCAAUGACUGCCAUUUAUUUAUUCAUUCAUUCAUUCAUUCAUGUCCUUAUAUAUGUUGUGGAGCCUUAUAUUUCCUGAAAACUUCCUUUUCAUAGUUGUCACUGCAGCACUGCAGCACCUGCGUUGAACUACUAUAUAUCUUGUACUAUACAAAGAGUCUGUGUGUGGUGGUGUUAAUGUUAUUUAAAUGCCAAAAUGCAAAGUGUCAUGUGAUGUGUCAAAGAAAAAAAACGAUUCACCACUUCCCCCAUCACGACAUUACAACAUCAAUGUUGCGUCUCAGAAUUCUGCUGAUUGUUGCCUUACUGGAGAAAGAAAAGCAGUGUCAACGCAUUUGACAUAAGAUUUGACAGUUUCUAUGAAUUUAUGUAUACAUUUGUCAAUAAAUUGACUUGUAUGUUUUUUUUUAAUAAUAAACUACAAAAAAAUUGUUG